AUGGGACCGUCAAGGGACGACACCAAACGCCGGGCAGACCGGCAGCUGAGCGCAAGUAUGAGACCUACCUCAGACAGCCGUCCGCUUUCAGAUCGUGUCCCAGCUCGAUUCAGAGAUGGGGAUGAUGCCCAAAUCGACUUCACAGCCCCACCCCAGGGUAUUGGUUCGCGGGACGGCAACGUGCAUUAUAUGCAGCAGUCACUUUUCUCAAUGAUUGCGGCGGUGGGAUCCAAAUCAGACUUCCAUGCUCGUUUCGAAGAGUCAAGCGACAGUGAUGGCGAGCCGGAGAUUCCUUCGCAGACGCAUUCAAGGGACGAGAAACCAUACUCUGCGACGCCAAAACCUCAGCAAGAUCCACGUGUGCCUAUGCAGAAGCCAGGAACAAAAUAUUUGGAGGAUGCGGAAAGAGGACGUCGUCACCAAAGGGCAAGAUCAGAUAACAAGCUCUCGCACACGGUAUCACAGCUGGGUCCGCAUUUCGAAGCGAAAGAGUCAUCAAGUUCAGGCGGACCGCUUCUUACCCUACCUUUGCGGCGAGCCCGAAGUGCAACACCACGAGCAGCUCCUGUUUUAAGUCGUAUGGUCGAGGCGCAGACAGUAUUUGACUCCGCCACAACACCCCGCUCGCCAUCAAAUCCACGCCCUAUCCCAGCAGAUCAGCCUCACCCUUCUGCAUCCGCUUUAUCUACGCGGCUAAUGGAGAUGUUUGGAUUUGAGAAACCGGAAAAGGUCUUGGUUGAGUAUGCCUGCUCGCUUCUUCAGAGCAUGCUUCUCCAAGGAUACCUUUACGUGACCGAAGGCCAUAUCUGCUUCUAUGCCUACCUUCCGAAGAAGUCCAACGUUGCGAUCAAAUCGGGGUACUUAUCCAAGUCCGGUCGCAAGAACCCUAGAUAUGACCGUUAUUGGUUCGCGCUGAAAGGUGAUGUCCUUUCGUACUACGACGAUCCUUCGAAAUUAUAUUUCCCAAGUGGCCAUGUAGAUCUUCGAUAUGGAAUCUCUGCGUCACUUGCUGAGCGCAAAGACAGCGAGGUCAAGGAAUUUCAAGUCACUACCGACCAGAGAACCUAUUACUUCAAAGCCGAAAGUGCGACCAGUGCGAAGGAAUGGGUCAAGGCUCUCCAAAAGGUCAUUUUUCGAACCCAUAAUGAUGGCGAAAGCAUCAAGGUGUCAUUUCCUAUCGCAAAUAUCAUUGACUUGGAAGAGAGUCCGAUGGCCGAUCUCGCCGAAACAUUCAAGAUUCGAGUUCUAGACAGUGGGGAAUCUUAUGCGAUUGACGAAUACUUUUUCUCUUUCUUCGAGUCGGGACAAGACGCAUUCCGCUAUAUCAAAGGAUUGGUGACUGCGUCAUCGAUCAACAACCCCAAAGAAGAAGGCUUAGGCUUGCGAGGUUCUCCAGAUAUGGACGAUGCACGUGAAUCAAGUCGGAUCGCCCACAAAAGACUGUCAGUCAGCAGUGUUCGUGCUCCAGAUCAAAGGAAGGAUGAUUCACUGCCAAAGCGAAGCUCUAGUGCUGGGAAUGAAAUCCAAGACUCGGCUGAUUCGUUCGCCGAACCUGGGACUGGAUCAUCACCAAUCGUCCAGUCGAUGACAGAAACCACCGAAUCCGCCAGCCAAAUAUUGAACCGCAGCGAUGUUUUCCAAUCACCUACUAUGCGUAACCUUCAGAGGCGGUCACCCGAUGCGCGAGAGACCGUUCAACGUUCUUCUGAUGAUACGACCCCUUCCGCCUCGACGCGCUUGGACCUGGACGGAGUUGGAAACCGCACACGACCUAAUAAUCCAGCGACUGCAGGCUAUGACACCGACCAGGUUAAUCAAAUGCAGACAUCGGCACCCAGUUCAACUGGCCAUCUGAAUGAGCUCGCUAAGGCAGGCGCUUACCCUCUUCAACGCGCUGCUGGCUUGGCAGGAUACUUGAAAAGCCGAUCAAGGCAAAUGAGCAGUUUGCUGGCAACCGAGUCCAUGGGAUAUAUAGAAAAAGUCUCUGGUAUGUGGACUGGAAGCCAAAAGCAUUAUGGAGAGCGGGAAGGGCCAUUGCUUGAGGAUCAAAAUGUUGAUCCCGAUGAUAAGGAAGGUGACUUCAACUACGGGGAUCGCUUCCGUGCUCACUUUGCCCUUCCGCCAACCGAACGGCUGCAGGCGACGUAUUUCGCCUACCUGCACCGUGUUCUCCCACUCUAUGGUAAGAUCUAUAUAAGUCAGAGGAAGCUAUGUUUCCGCAGCUUGCUUCCUGGGACCCGAACCAAGAUGAUCUUGCCUUUCAAAGACAUCGAGAAUGCCGAGAAGGAGAAAGGGUUCCGUUUUGGCUACCAUGGUCUCGUUGUCAUCAUUCGAGGUCAUGAAGAGCUGUUCUUCGAAUUUCGUGAGACAGGCUCUCGAGAUGACUGUGCGGUAACCCUGCAUCAGAACUUGGAGUCUGUGAAAUAUCUUGUCGAAUCUGGCUUGCUAGCCGAGGAAGAGCGAGAAGAGGUUGAAGCUGCCAAGGCCGAGCACCGCAUGCUUGAGGAAGCGAGAUUGGACCAUCCCGAGGAUACUGAUACUCGCCAGUCCCUCACUGAGGACUCAUCAGAAAUCCAUCCUUUCUUUGAUGACCCUCGUGCUUCUAUCAUCAAUUUCAAGCCAGCUGGGCCUCUCAGGAUCACCUGUUUGACGAUCGGCUCUCGGGGUGAUGUUCAGCCAUACAUUGCGCUUUGCAAAGGACUGCUCGCAGAAGGCCACAAACCCAAGAUUGCUACUCAUGCCGAGUUCGGGCCUUGGAUCAGGAAACACGGCAUUGACUUUGCUCCGGUUGACGGUGAUCCCGCAGAGCUGAUGCGCAUCUGCGUGGAGAAUGGGAUGUUCACAGUUUCCUUCCUCAGAGAGGCCUCAUUGAAGUUCAGAGGAUGGAUCGAUGACCUGCUGUCAUCGGCCUGGAGGAGUUGCCAAGACAGUGACCUUCUGAUCGAGUCCCCGAGUGCCAUGGCUGGAAUCCACAUUGCAGAGGCAUUACGAAUCCCUUAUUUCCGCGGUUUCACUAUGCCAUGGACGAGAACACGCGCCUAUCCGCAUGCCUUCGCGGUGCCGGAGAAUCGAAUGGGCGGAGCGUACAAUUACAUCACGUACGUCAUGUUCGACACGGUUUUCUGGAAAGCCAUCGCAGGCCAGGUCAACCGCUGGCGGGCCAAGGAGCUAGGAUUGAAGGCUACCACCCUGGACAAGAUGCAGCCGAACAAAGUUCCCUUCUUGUAUAAUUACUCACCUUCUGUCGUGCCUCCACCACUUGACUACCCAGAUUGGAUCCGUAUCACCGGAUACUGGUUCUUAAACGAGGGCUCGGAUUGGUCUCCGUCUGCCGAGCUAUCGGACUUCAUCAAACGUGCCAGAGCAGACGGUAAGAAGAUCGUGUAUAUUGGAUUCGGAUCCAUCGUUGUUUCGGACCCUGCUGCCCUGACACGGACUGUUGUUGAAUCAGUCCUCAAAGCCGAUGUUCGUUGCAUCCUUUCCAAAGGCUGGUCCGAUAGGCUGGGUGACCCAGCCAGCACCCGAACCGAGAUCCCUCUUCCUCCGGAGAUCCACCAAAUCCAGUCUGCUCCGCACGACUGGCUAUUCUCUCAGAUUGAUGCUGCAGCACAUCACGGUGGGGCCGGAACCACUGGCGCCAGUCUUAGGGCUGGUGUCCCCACCAUCAUCAAGCCAUUCUUCGGGGACCAGUUCUUCUUUGGUGGUCGCGUGGAGGACCUUGGUGUUGGCAUUUGCAUGAAGAAACUGAAUGUCAGUGUCUUCUCGCGUGCUCUGUGGGAGGCCACACACAGCGAACGCAUGAUUGUCAAGGCACGCAAUCUAGGUAUCCAGAUUCGUAAUGAGGACGGCGUGGCCACUGCAAUUCAGGCCUUGUAUCGCGACCUUGAAUACGCCAAGACAUUGGUGCGACAAAGAUCGAGGGCCUCAUCCACCCCCUUCUCUCCUACCCCCUCGGCCAAGGAUUCCCCCGAUGGAGGCGAGGAUGACCUCGACGACAUCGAAGAGUGGACCUUCGUCGGCGACGAGGGGGGUAUUGAUAUUACCAAGCGGAUGCGUGAUCGAGCUGCUUCAGACGCCGAUAACAUGACAUCCGGAUGUUCUAAUGAUUUCUUUUGA
Messenger RNA from Penicillium olsonii, 4116 nucleotides. NCBI's taxonomy places the organism in Eukaryota, Fungi, Ascomycota, Eurotiomycetes, Eurotiales, Aspergillaceae. The record is from the annotation of a GenBank genome assembly.